AUGCAAGAAGGUAGGAUUAAGUUUCAUUCUGGCUUUGAACAGUAUCUGCGAGAAGGCGGAGCUGGCGAGAAUAAAAUUGCAAGACAUAAAACUUUUUCCUCCUCUAAAGCAGAUCCCGAAGCUGGUCCAGGUCCUAGAACACAAAUACAUAGAGAGCAAAAAAAGAAAUUAGUUUUAACUAUAAAUGAACUAAUAAAAUGGUUAUCAAAACCAGAAAUAAAAAAUAACAAAAAAAUUAGAUCCAAAUUAGUUCCUAAAACAGAUAAAGAAUGGUUUGAUCUAAUGGAAUCAAAUAUUAGUGAACCUAGUAAUCCAGAACCUCAAGCUUAUUAUUUUCUAGAUUUGAAUAUAGAAGUACCUUGGCCCAUCCUAUUUUCAGAAAAUGAAGAGCAUCAUGAAGUAUGGCAAAAUGGCAUUCAAUAUGCAAAAGAUAUGUUUAAAAAAACGAAACCAGGAUUUUGGAUAGAAAUAGAUGAAAAAUUUUUGGUUAGAGAAAUCAGUGAGCAAUCUGAGGUAGGGAAGCUUGACAGUAAUACAGUAGUCUAUGGAUUAUAUCGAAUCCGAAAGCCAGAUGUCAAUCGAUUAAUACCUAUGAAAGAUGGAGCAUUUAACUGUGUAGCUCAACGAGUAAUAAAGCAUUUUGAUAACACUAAGCGAGGGCAUGAAUUCACAGAAAUUCGUCAGCAAAAAAUAAAUGAUUGGGAGAAAAAAAUGCACAUUCUAGGUGCUCGAGUACAAGAUGUAGCAGA
This is a messenger RNA of Racocetra persica, 749 nucleotides long. NCBI's taxonomy places the organism in Eukaryota, Fungi, Glomeromycota, Glomeromycetes, Diversisporales, Gigasporaceae. The record is from the annotation of a GenBank genome assembly.